CGAACGCCCGCCCCUCUCGGCUGCCCGACGCUCGCCGCUCGCGCUCGGGCUCGCGAUGGGGAAGAAGUCCCGGGCAGUACCCGGCCGCAGGCCCAUCCUGCAGCUCUCACCGCCAGGUCCCCGGUGCAGCACGCCUGGCCGGGACCCGGAGCCGGAACCCGACGCCGAGCCGGACUCGACGGCUGCGUCUCCCAGCCAGCCCGUCCCUGUGGCGGCGGCAGCGACCACCACCGCGGUGACUGCCGCCGCGGCGCCAGACGACUCGCCUUCAGAAGAUGAACAGGAAGUGGUGGUGGAGGUUCCUAAAGUUGUUCACAAUCCUCCAAAACCAGUCAUGACCACCAGACCCACAGCCGUUAAAGCAACAGGCGGUCUAUGCUUACUUGGUGCUUAUGUUGACAGUGAUGAUGAUGAGAGUGAUGUUUCUGAAAAACCACCACAAUCCAAAGAGGCAAAUGGAAACCAGUCGACUGAUAUCGAUAGUACUUUGGCCAGUUUCCUAGCGGAGAUUGAUGCCAUAACAGCUCCUCAGCCUGCAGCUCCUGCAGGAGCUUCUGCUCCGCCUCCAACUCCACCUCGACCAGAGCCAAAGGAAGCAGCAACAUCUGCCCUUUCUUCCACUGCUUCAAAUGGAACAGACUCAGCCCAAACAUCAGGGUGGCAAUAUGAUACUCAGUGUUCACUGGCAGGAGUCGGAAUUGAGAUGGGAGAUUGGCAAGAAGUCUGGGAUGAAAACACAGGAUGCUAUUAUUAUUGGAACACACAAACAAAUGAAGUGACUUGGGAGUUACCCCAAUAUCUUGCCACCCAGAUACAGGGAUUACAACAUUACCAGCCCAGUUCUGUACCAGGUGCUGAGGCUAGUUUUGUGGUAAAUACAGACAUAUAUUCUAAGGAGAAAACUGUUCCUGUUUCCAGUAGUAAAAGUGGACCAGUCAUAACCAAGAGAGAAGUUAAAAAGGAAGUAAAUGAAGGAAUUCAGGCUCUCUCAAAUAAUGAGGAGGAGAAGAAAGGAGUGGCAGCUUCACUGCUUGCUCCUUUAUUGCCUGAGGGAAUAAAAGAGGAAGAAGAGAGAUGGAGAAGAAAAGUAAUUUGUAAAGAAGUAGAGCCAAUUUCAGAAAUGAAGGAAACAAGCACAACAGUAGAAGAAACAGCAACAAUAGUAAAGCCACAGGAAAUUAUGUUGGACAAUAUAGAAGAUCCUUCUCAGGAGGAUCUUUGUAGUGUUGUUCAAUCUGGAGAAAGUGAGGAGGAAGAGGAACAAGAUACCCUUGAGCUGGAGCUAGUUUUGGAGAGGAAAAAAGCAGAGUUGCGAGCCUUGGAGGAAGGAGAUGGUAGUGUGUCAGGGUCUAGUCCGCGUUCGGAUAUCAGCCAGCCAGCAUCUCAAGAUGGAAUGCGUAGACUUAUGUCUAAAAGAGGGAAAUGGAAGAUGUUUGUUCGAGCCACCAGUCCAGAAUCUACCAGCCGGAGUUCUAGCAAAACUGGACGAGAGACCCCGGAAAAUGGGGAAACUGCAAUUGGUGCUGAAAUUUCAGAAAAAAUAGAUGAGAAUUCAGACAAAGAGGUAGAAGUAGAAGAAUCUCCAGAGAAGAUAAAAGUACAAACAGCACCUAAAGUAGAAGAAGAACAGGAUUUGAAAUUUCAGAUUGGAGAACUGGCAAAUACCCUGACGAGUAAAUUUGAAUUCCUAGGCAUUAAUAGACAGUCCAUCUCCAACUUUCAUGUGCUGCUCUUACAGACUGAGACACGAAUUGCAGACUGGCGGGAAGGAGCUCUUAAUGGAAACUACCUUAAACGAAAACUUCAGGAUGCAGCAGAACAACUAAAACAGUAUGAAAUAAACGCCACUCCUAAAGGCUGGUCCUGCCACUGGGACAGGGAUCAUAGACGAUAUUUCUAUGUAAACGAACAGUCGGGCGAGUCUCAGUGGGAGUUCCCAGAUGGUGAGGAGGAGGAGGAAGAAAGCCAAGCACAAGAAAGCAGAGACGAAACUCUUCCUAAACAGACCGUGAAAGACAAAACUGGCACUGAUUCAAAUUCUACAGAAUCUUCUGAGAAUUCCACAGGUUCUCUUUGUAAAGAAUCCUUUUCUGGUCAAGUUUCUUCUUCAUCACUGAUGCCGCUUACUCCAUUCUGGACCCUCCUUCAGUCCAAUGUGCCUGUGCUUCAACCUCCGUUACCCUUGGAAAUGCCACCACCACCACCUCCACCUCCAGAAUCCCCUCCUCCUCCUCCUCCCCCCCCACCUCCUCCUGUAGAAGAUGGUGAGAUACAGGAGGUAGAGAUGGAGGAUGAGGGAAGUGAGGAGCCUCCUGCUCCAGGAACAGAGGAGGAUACUCCUUUAAAACCUUCAGCACAAACCACCAUUGUAACAAGCCAGAGUUCAGUUGAUUCUACCAUCUCUAGUUCUCCUUCCACUAAAGGGAUAAAGAGAAAAGCUACAGAAAUUAGUACUGCAGUGGUUCAGAGAUCAGCUACCAUUGGUAGUUCUCCUGUCCUCUACAGCCAAUCAGCUAUCGCUACAAGUCACCAGGCGACAGGGGUUGCACACCAGGCAACAGGGGUUGCACACCAGGCAAUACCAGUUAGCCAUCCAGCAGCAGGAAUGGGUCAUCAGUCCAGAGGAAUGAAUCUACAGUCAAAUUACCUUGGACUAGCAACAGCACCUACAAUCAUGAAUUAUGCUGAAUGUUCUGUCCCAAUUGGAGUGACUGGUUCCUCACUGCAGUCAGUCCAGGCCCGAGGUGCUGUGCCUGCCACUGCCAUUAUAGAACCACCACCACCACCUCCUCCUCCUCCUCCACCACCACCACCAGCUCCCAAAAUGCCACCACCUGAGAAGACAAAAAAAGGAAAGAAAGAUAAGGCAAAGAAGAGUAAAACCAAAAUGCCAUCUUUGGUAAAGAAAUGGCAGAGUAUCCAGCGUGAGUUAGAUGAAGAGGAGAACUCUAGUUCCAGUGAAGAAGACCGGGAGUCAACUGCGCAGAAGCGAAUUGAAGAGUGGAAACAGCAGCAGCUGGUCAGUGGCAUGGCAGAGAGAAAUGCUAACUUUGAAGCCCUUCCUGAGGAUUGGCGAGCAAGACUGAAGAGAAGGAAAAUGGCUCCAAACACAUAGUUUUCAAAUUUUUUUAAAAAAUUUUUUAUUAUUUGUUUUGUGUUCAGUUCAGAGUCUUAACCAGUUUUACUGUUGUCAAAUAAACUAUAAAUGUUAUGGGGGAGAGCAAACGUGUAUAAAGUUUUCACAUUCGUGAAAUGUAAUUUUUCUAUUUUGCUGAAAGGUGAGGUGAUUGGAAUUGCUUUAACCUGCCUUCCCUUAUUCUCACACUGGCAAACUUAGCAUGUUAUGUAUAUUAACUUCAUCAGUCUUGAAGAACAUUUGGCUCAUGAGUACGACAUGUCUGUAAAGGACUGACUCACUGACAAAAGGUGAAGCAUUUUUAUGCCUAAUAGAGGCUCAUUUACUUCCUAAUGUGGUGUGCUCUCUCUCAUUAUCUUCUACUCCAGAACAAGUGCAAUUCAGAAGGCAGCUUUGUAUUCUAUCUUGCUUGACUGGGAUUGUCAGGAUCUCUUUCAGACCUCUUCCUCUACUCUGCCACCCCUGAAGUGCUGAGGUCUGUUAAGUGUUUUACCUUGUGCUGGUAGAUGGCCACACUCUUUAGAGUAAUUCUUUCUCACAAAUUCCAGAACUGAUAGCUCAGUCAUUUCACACACUAGGUGGCAUAUUUAAGUCUUAAUAUAAGCAGCAGCAGGUGGGGGUUAAUAUCCUUGAUUUUGAGGAUUUUACCCUCAAGUAUGUGGCAGUAAAUGUAACAAGAGCCACUCUAUGUAUUAAUGUCUCUCCAUUGUCUUACCCUGUUCCAAAAUUCACCUCCCUUCUUUAUGUGAAUGUACUUUCCAUAAAAUUCCAGUAUUUAAAAAGCAGUUUACUGUUCUGUACUUUCUAUUGUAUCACAAUCAGGUAAAAGUCACUUUAAACUGAAGAAAAGGCAAAUUGUGUUUUAAAACUGUUUGUAUUUCUCCAGUUUCGAACCUUCCUUGUAAAUUUGUGUAUAUGCACUAAUAAAGCUUUUUUUAUACUUCUGA
Molecule: messenger RNA, 4083 nt
Organism: Cynocephalus volans (Philippine flying lemur)
Lineage: Eukaryota; Metazoa; Chordata; Mammalia; Dermoptera; Cynocephalidae
Gene: FNBP4
Product: formin binding protein 4
Exons: 17
Coding region: 56-3115 (1019 amino acids)
Molecular function (GO): protein binding
Source: RefSeq, a predicted model, not a curated record